Molecule: messenger RNA, 678 nt
Organism: Aspergillus melleus
Lineage: Eukaryota; Fungi; Ascomycota; Eurotiomycetes; Eurotiales; Aspergillaceae
Gene: CDC34
Product: putative ubiquitin conjugating enzyme (UbcC)
Exons: 3
Coding region: 1-678 (225 amino acids)
Biological process (GO): protein polyubiquitination; proteasome-mediated ubiquitin-dependent protein catabolic process
Molecular function (GO): ubiquitin conjugating enzyme activity
Source: RefSeq, a predicted model, not a curated record
AUGGCGGAACGGAUCCUCAUGAACGAGUACAAGACGCUGGCAAAGGAGCCAUGGGUCAACAUCGAGCUGAACGAGGAAGAUAUUUUUAACUGGACUAUCGGGCUGAUCGUUCUCAACCCGGACUCCUCCUACUAUGGGGGCUACUUCAAAGCCCUUAUGAAGUUCCCUAAGAAUUAUCCUUAUUCGCCCCCAGAAUUCCGGUUCCUCCGUCCUCUUUACCACCCCAACAUCUACCGUGAUGGCAAGCUCUGCAUCUCCAUCCUCCACGCGCCAGGCGAAGACGAGAUGUCCGGCGAACUGGCUUCCGAGAGAUGGUCGCCCGCCCAGCGCGUCGAAUCCGUUCUCAUUUCCAUUCUGUCCCUGCUCGACGAUGCAGAGGUGUCUUCUCCCGCCAACGUCGACGCCGGAAUCAUGCUCCGGAAAGACCCUGUGAAAUACAAAUCGAUCGUUCAGAGCAACGUGGAGGCCUCCAAGAACGACAUCCCCGAAGGGUUUGUCAUGCCGACUCACCAGACAACCGCGGCGGCAAAGCCGGUGGAAAAGGACGACUCGGACUUCUGGGCGGAGAGCGAUGUCGACGACGACGUCUUUGGCGGAAGCGACUCGGACGAGGACUUGAAUGUGGACGACCAGGACACCGGCAGCGACGACGAGGAAGACGACAAGAACCGCCGCUAG